AUGCCGGCGACGCUCAUGACUGAGAAAGGUGACCCGCGGCGGUGGGUCGUGCUAGCCCUCUUCUGCCUCUACAGCGCAUCGAACGCAAUACAGUGGAUCACGUACUCAUCCAUUGCGACGGCAACUCGCACCUUCUUUAACCUGACGACCAAUCAGCUGAACAUGCUCUCCUCCGUCUACAUGAUUGUCUUCGUCGUCGGGGCGUACUUCACCUGCACAACCUUUGAGCGGUGGGGGGUGCGGCGUGGUGUUCUCAUUGGAUGCGGACUGAACGCCAUGGGAUCGAUCCUGAAGGUGGCCCCUGGGUUGCAGAAGCCGUGCUACCUCACCCUCAUUGUGCCGCAGACCCUCAACUCGAUCGCACAGCUAUUUGUGCUGUCGACGCCGCCGCUGAUUGCGGCGCAGUACUUUGCGCCGCACCAGCGUACCUUCGCGACAGCCAUUGCAGCCACGGCGAACAGUCUCGGCAACGCCAUCGCUCUUUUCGCACCACCCUUGAUCGUCAAGUCUAGUACCGGCACCACCAAGGAGUUCAUGCUGUUGUUCUGCCUUGAGAUGGGCUUCUGCGUCUUCAUCACUGUCGGCGUCGUCCUCUUCCUGCGGUCACCAAGCUUCAAGGCACCGAGCCAGGUACUGCUUGAGGAGCUCGCGUCUGCCCAGGCUCGCGCAGCGAGCGGCCGUGCGAAGCACCCCGCUGCCCAGCAGUUGCAUCGGCGGCGCGGUGAACGAGAGGAGGGGUUCGCUUCCGACGAGCUGCAUAGUGAGGCCGGCAGUAAUAGGCAGAGCAGCGGUGAGGAUGAGAACGAUGACAGCUGUGUCGGUGCAGAACGAGGCCGCGCUGCCGCUCACGGCGAGCGCCACACGGCGCUGAGUGAACCAAUAGCAUCACAUGUCUCUACGUGCGCCGGUGCACGCGGCAGCAACACCAGCGCCAGCCGCCCGGCCGUUGAAUUCGCGGAUGUCGAGAGUACGGCUAAGCCGGGCGACGGUGCCUAUAACACGCAGGAGGACACUCUGGACCCAUCCCCGGCCUUUUACACCGAGUUUGACCGCGGCAGCAUGAGCAAGCACAAGGCAAUGACGGUGUGGCGCCGGCUUCAGCACAGCGAGCACGUGAUCACGUUCCUCGAGGUCGGUCACACCAUCUACCUACUUGUAUGCCGCCGCGACUUCGUCUUUUUGCUCGGCGCCUUCAGUAUCAGCAUGGGCAGCGUCUGGACUUACGCCUCUGUGCUGGCGCAGAUCUUGGAGCCCUUCGGCGUGGCGGCCGAGCUGGCGGGCAGCAUCGGCGCUUUCAACGUUAUUGUCGGGACGGUGGCGUCCUACCUGGUCGGCCUCUGGGUGGACCGCACACGGCACUAUAAGUACCCUCUGCUGGUGUGCUUGAUUGGUUCCGUGCUGUGCUGCAUCGGACUCAUCGUGAUCAUGCUGAAGGCGCCGAGCCACACCCGCACAAUGGAUGGGCUCUGCUCUUUCAUCUACAUAUUUGCCGGCGUCUUCCAGAACACCGCCAUCCCGAUCUGUUUCGAGUUCGCGAUGGAGAUCUCCUACCCGCUGCCCGAGUCCGUGCCCGGCGCCCUCCUCAUGGCCGGCGCAAACCUGUGCUCUCUCAUCAUGCUCUCUAUUGCUUCUAUGAUGCUGGGCAACGGCGUUGCAUCGACCUCGGCUUGUGUCAACGUGCUCAUUCUCAUCACGUGCGUGUGCUUUGUCGGCGCCAUCCUCGCUAUCUUCCCGCGCGAGAAGCUCUACCGUCGCGAUGCGGAGGUGGAGGCACGGCAGCAGUUGGUGGCCGCAUCAGCCGACGGGUAUGUGGCCAGCACUGCGGCGACACGUCAGUGCUACGAGAGCUCAUUGACGGCGCAUCCGCAGCCGCCGCUGCCGCUGUCGGGGCUUGGGAGCGCUAAGCGGGGCGCACCAACGCCGCUCAACGGCGUCACCGGCAGGGACACGGAGACCGAGGAGAUAUUACCGCAUGCGGCACGCCAUCCCUUCGAGACGAACGUGCCUCCUGCUGCCGCCGCGGUGUGCAAGAGCGUCUUCGCCGAUGAUGAGCUUCUCGACGACACCCUGGAGGAUGUGCGGCAGUUGCAGAACCGAAUGACGCGAGAGGAGAUGAAUGGCGGCACGCCGGGGCUGGUGCAACACCACCAAGAGGAGGACAUGUGCGUGCAGCCCCGCUGA
Molecule: messenger RNA, 2181 nt
Organism: Leishmania mexicana MHOM/GT/2001/U1103
Lineage: Eukaryota; Euglenozoa; Kinetoplastea; Trypanosomatida; Trypanosomatidae
Exons: 1
Coding region: 1-2181 (726 amino acids)
Biological process (GO): transmembrane transport
Cellular component (GO): membrane
Molecular function (GO): transmembrane transporter activity
Source: RefSeq, a predicted model, not a curated record